CGAUUAAAUAAUGUGUACAAGCAGUUUCAACAUGAAACAUUUAUUUUAAAGAAAACAAUACAAAUAGAAAUAUUAUUUUAGUGUUAUUUUCAUCAAAACACCCUGAAAUAGAAUAAAAAUAUAAAAAAAUACACUGUAAAGGAAAACCACCACCGCCACCAUCCGAAUAAUGAAAACAACGUGCGAAUAAAACUGUCAAAGUACGGAAUUAAAUUAUGAAAAAGAGGCGGAAUGGCAUUACAAGGUUGGCGACUUUGCGGCGUAACUGUAACAAUUGUUAUAUAUAUUGGAGGAGUACUAUUUUUAUCCAUGAAUAAUGUUCCUGGCUCACAUCCAAGACGUAUGCGAAUUGAACGAUUUGCAGAGUUUCCUAAUUAUCAUAAUCAAAAAGUAUCCGGCAUUAAUCAAAAGAUGACCAUUAGAUGGUGUAAAGAACUAAAAUAUUUGCAAACAGUGCUUCCAGUAGAUACUGCAGAUGCAGCUUCCGAAUUUAAAACUCCAAAUAUUAGCGAUAAUGAAGAAAACAUUAAGACUGGAUUGACUGCGUUAGCGUCAUUUCCGGGAAGUGGGAAUACUUGGCUACGAUACUUAUUGCAGCAAUCUACUGGAAUAUUGACUGGAAGCAUAUAUAAAGAUUAUGGAUUACUUAAAACUGGAUUUCCAGGCGAAAAUAUUUGCAACAGUUCUGUGUUAUUAGUUAAAACUCACGAGUGGGGUCCAAAGGCAUGGGCGCCUUUCUCAAAAGUAAUUUUAUUAGUUAGAGAUCCAGAAAAAGCUAUCAUUGCCGAAUUCAAUCGCCAAAGUGGUGGUCAUGUGGGUUUCGCCUCUCCAGAUCGUUAUAAGCGAACAAAGGGAAAAUAUUGGCAACAAUUCGUAACGAAUAAAUUAAGAGGCUGGGAGCUAAUGAAUCUCAACUGGGCUCGCAAUUUCACCGGGAGUGUUAAAGUUGUGUUCUAUGACGAUUUAGUCAACAAUCUCGAACCAGUAUUAAGAAGCAUUUUAGAAUUUCUUCAAUUUCCAGUGGACGAAGAUCUACUAAAUUGUGCUCUAAUAAGAAAGGAGGGUAUAUUUAGAAGGAAAAAACGCAUUUUAUCAUUUGAUCCGUAUACGCCGGCCAUGAGAGCGAAAUUAGAGGAGAAAAAGCAAUAUGUCUACAACAUGCUGGGACGUCUACAAUAAAUACUCAAUGACAUGUUUGUUAUCCAUUACAAGUCAGAAAACCAGUAAUCUAAUAUACAUAUUUAUAAAUAGAAAUAAGAACAAUUAUAACGACUAAAUGUAAUUAAAUGAAAUGAGCACAAUAUCCAUUUGCUUUGGCUAUUUUAUUUACACAACUUUACUAUCGAAUAGUACUUCGAAUAUACAAAUAAAUUACAUUCAUACGUAGUAUAAUUGAAAAUUAGCUAAUAAAAUAUAAACAAACAAAUUAUAACACAAUUUUUAUAGUGAUUAAGCAAUUAUAAAUAAUUUUAAA
This is a messenger RNA of Calliphora vicina (urban bluebottle blowfly), 1474 nucleotides long. RefSeq names its product WSCD family member CG9164. Lineage: Eukaryota; Metazoa; Arthropoda; Insecta; Diptera; Calliphoridae. The record is from RefSeq and is a predicted model, not a curated record. The transcript has 7 exons. Bases 232 to 1179 code for a protein of 315 amino acids.